Molecule: messenger RNA, 5848 nt
Organism: Sinocyclocheilus anshuiensis
Lineage: Eukaryota; Metazoa; Chordata; Actinopteri; Cypriniformes; Cyprinidae
Product: KAT8 regulatory NSL complex subunit 1-like
Exons: 15
Coding region: 704-3856 (1050 amino acids)
Cellular component (GO): NSL complex
Molecular function (GO): histone acetyltransferase binding
Source: RefSeq, a predicted model, not a curated record
UAACUGUGGCGCCCCCUAUUGUCCUGACGCAUUAUGACAGGAAGCAUUGCGCCUCUAGCGGCCGGUCAGCGUAGGGCGUCUCUCUCCCGCAACUGCGCUGCUCCGCUUCUUUCUGUUUGUCAGACUCGCAAUACGAGGGAGAGGAGCGAGCCGCCAUUUUCCGAGCUCGUCGCUUCCCCCUAUAACGACAACAAUAAAAAACGGACAAACCCGGGGUUUUCUCAGCCGAAAUCGAGUACAAAGACCUUUCGGAGAAGGAGAGAAGGGAUUGCGCUCAAGGAACGACCAGAAAAGGGAUACAUUUCACUGUUUUUUCGCGGCUUUUGUCGGGGGCGAUUGAAAAACAGCCGUCUGGGCUCCUAUAGCUCGACUGCCCCCGUUUCUUUCGCCCAUUUCGUGAUCCCUAAACGCAGCCCGGAGGAGUGGGAGGAGGAAAAGGAGGGGGUUACCGAGCACCGGAGCGCGCGAGAGGCCCGGGAUUUUUCCACCUGAACGUGCAACAGCGGAAUCUGCAUCUGGAUAAUUGCUUCUACCUGUCAGUUAUUACUACUAUAUUUCUUAAGCGUGGAGAUUUAUUACGUACAUUUCCCCCGGAAUCGGCUCCUCAUCACGUGGCUGCCCCCUGGCACAGUGGUAGGUGGGUGGUGUGGAGCUGGCCUCAGCACCGGGAGAGGCCCCCUCGCCCGCCCCCUCCCAGCGCUGCAUGGCUGCAAUGGCGCCCGCUCUGACCGACACUCCGGCCGAAGCUCACCGCAUACGCUUCAAACUGGCUCCGUCCUCCUCCACCCUCUCCCCGAGUGGUGUGGAGGGAAGCGGUACCGGCAACCACAUCCUCGUGUCCAGUAACGGCGCCGUCAAGCGCAAGGCCUCGGAGGAGCGCCCCUCUCGCGGGGCUGGCCCCUGCAAGCCCAUCGUUACCUCAUAUCACUGUUCAGAUGUGUCCUCGGCAAAAGAGUCCCUGAAGCUGCAAGGUGUUCUACUGCAGACGCACAACAUCCUGCCGAGCCUCAUACCACGCAAGCACCAGGCUUUAGAGCUCUCCGAGGAACAGCCAAAGAGCAUCAUGAGUGCCAGUGGAGGAGGUGGACCAUGUGGGCCGCCCACUGUCAACGGCAUAGCAAAGAAAGUGACUAAACCGACUGACCGAGACAAUGCGGUGACCUUAAAUGGUGGCCAACAUACCGUCGAGCAGGAUUUGUCAAAUCAGACUGAAGUUGUCAAUUCUACCAUGGGACUGACAAGCAACGGUCCUCUACGAGAAGCUGCAGAGCGGCACCAGCUGUCAACGGGUGAGUCUCAGAACUGUCCCAGUAAUGAAGCACCUCCUGCAACAUCUCCAACCUCCAGCGCACCUUUCACAGAAGACAAAAUUUCGGACUGUCCGGCAUUAGGCAGUGAAGAUAUGUUGGCGCUCUCGCUUGCUACCCACCAAGACCCUUUAGGUGGCCUUGGGGCGGAGCUAAGCGACCGUACUCAGCACAGCCAGAGCAGACAAGGGGAGAUCGAGGUGCGGCUAUGGCGAUUACGCAAACGGCUGCAGGUGGUGCAGGCCAAGCAGGUGGAGCGGCAUGUGCAACAACAGUUGGGCGGACUACUCAAGAGCACACUGAGUGCUCUGGAUGCCAGGCGGCCGAGUGGCCAUCACAGCGAUGACUCUCUCACCCCUCAGGAGAGGGACGGACUAAGACGUUUCCUGAAGAGUGGAUCCAUGCCGGCUGAGUUAGAGCGACUGUCCCUGAGCUGCACCACCAACCUGCGAUCUGCCGAAUGCGCGUUCGAUUCCGAUGCCACGGAAAGCAGCUCAGGAGGAGAAACUGAUGUGGAGGAAGAAGAACUGGCUCGGGUCGACAUUGAGCAACGCCACAUUCAUCUAUGUAGGAGAGCAGAAGGCCGUUAUGCCGUUGACCGAGCUUCCAUCAUCAGUCACUGGAACUGGCUACAGGCCCAAGUCUCGGAUCUGGAGUACCGUAUACGCCAACAGACUGACAUUUACAGACAGAUCCGCUCCAGCAAGGGCUCUGUUGUGCUUGGAGAGAGCUCAGUGUGUGAGUCAGUACCAGAAGACAGCAGUGAUUCAAGGACAGAGACCAUUACCUGCCCUGUCCCACGGGAGCAUGAUACUGUUGGAGUGGAAACGUCUGUAUCAUCCAAUGGUAUCGUCACAGAAACAUGCUUGAGGAGAAGCUGUGGACCUGUGAGACAGGUCAAUGGUGUUAUCAACAGUUUACGGCCUAGUUCCCCUGUCACCUCGGACCCAGACGAGCAGAGCCGCUCUGAGUCUCAGCAGAAGCUGGAGAUGGGACCUCAGGCUUCCCCUGCGCACGACAGCACAUGCGUGGCAGCCCGCACACGUCCACUGCUGUCGUGCAGGAAACGCAGAGUACUCCGGCCCGGCUCGCUCACCAGUCUCAAUCAUAAGGCUCAGAGGUCAGUGGCUCCUCGCUGUGGCUGUGAGCUGAACGCUCAGUGUGUGAUGUGCAGUGGACGUGCUCUCCCUCCUGCAGACACCCAGCACCAGCUCCCCCUACUGGACAGACUGGCACAGUUUGACCACUGCGUUCACCCCAUCCUCUCCUUUACAGAUGAUGUGAUGAUGAAUCUCCAUAUGCAGCGUGUGCUGAAGGGACACUGGCAGAAUCGUCCUCUGGAGAAGAUCAGGCCCAUCAAGAAGAUCUCGCUCAAGCAUAAGUUGUGUUUGGGUAGCCGCAUCUCAGACCCGUCAUCCAAAGACAAACACAAGCUCGCCAACUCUCUCCUCUCCGCAGUCCGUUUGUCGCAUCAUAAGGUGCGCUCAGAGAAGGUCUCUCAGCAUCAGUUAGAUAUCCCAAUCAGUGCCAGUAAACAUGAGUCUCGCCAGCAUUUCCGCCAGAGCAGUUCUUUUGACAGGAGUCACGGCCGCAAGAGACCUCGUGAACCCUCGCUGGACCGUACAGAGAAUGCUCCAAAGUUGAAUAUGGACAUGGGGAGUCCAUGCCCAUCUCUGUCCGCUCUAAACACGCCCACCCACAGCCUCCUGAUGAGACAGCCAUCAAUCUCCGAGACCUCCACACCCCUUCACCUCAACAGCAGUGCCGCCACUAUUCGCCGACGGAGAGGAGAGAGCCCCUUUGAUAUCAAUAACAUCGUCAUCCCCAUGUCUGUGGCCGCCACCACCCGAGUGGAGAAACUACAGUAUAAAGAGAUCCUUACCCCAAGUUGGCGAGAAGUGGACAUUUUUGCAAAACCAAUAUCUGAAGAGGAUGAUGCAGUGGAGAUUGAGGAUCUCUCUGAUGUCACAUUCUCUCAGCUUUACCUUUCGUAUGAGGAGCAGGAGCGCUCCCGAUGGAGUUGGAGUGCCAGCAACAUUGCAAAGAGAAGGGGCAGCAGGUCAUACAAGUCUGUGGAUGGACGGACAACCCCCUUGCUGUGUGGCACAAACCCCUCCACGCCGCAGCCUUCAUCUCCAGACACGGCAUAUUUCCACCUGCUGCAUGAGUACAACUCGGUGGCAUCUCCAUCCAGCCCUGUCAGUCCAGAGAUGCUGAUGCUGUCUGGCCUGCACACGCCCGGCUCCAGAGACUCCCAACGGCUGCUGUCCAACGAGGACACAUGUUGCUCCACCCCAGAUACCUAUGAGGAAAUGGCUCCCCAGCCGGUACAGCCAUGGGAAUGCCGGACAUUUCCGCUGGAUGUGGAUCCACAGCAGGAGAGCGAAAUCCAUCACAGUCCAGCUGGCGAGAGGCCCUGUAGGACCAUUCGACGGGUGUCCGGGUGCAGAUCGUCCAAGUCGGAGUCUGACGCUGGGCCUUCAUCACCUCUCGGCAAUGACGGCGCCAAGCAAAAACAAACCAACCCACCCAAACCUACUCACCAAUGAAGCCUAGACUCUGCCCACCCACCAGCUUUCAGAAACUGAAACAGCAGCAACGUAGAUGAAAAAAUAAAAUGAAAUAAAAUGAAUGAAAGUCCCUGUUGUUUGAUAUUCAAACAUCAGUAAAUUCUUUCACGGUUUUUAGUGAAUUGUAUGGAGAUAUAUAUUAAGACCUGUUUUAAUUCAGUCUUGCUUUUGGGUCACUGAAGAAUAAAAAUGUUUAAAAAAAUAAAAAGGAAGAAAGAAAUUAGCUUGAGGGCUAAACCAAAAUAAGCAGCUCAGAAACGUAUUGUAUAUCGCUGAAGAGCAUUUCCCCCUUAGCAUGCUGUUGUACUGAGGGGCUCAGCUUGCAUUGUGUGUGUGGUACCCUUUCAGAUUUUUCCAAUAUCCCACAUAAAAUUACUCGUUCAACCUUGCAGUUUAUAAUGGAGUGAUAAAGCGUUAAAAUAAAGCCAACAAUUAUGAUUACAAGAGACUUGCACGAAGGUACAGAUGCCUGUCUUCAUUUUUAAAUUAUUUUUCUCUACACAUUCCCUGCUUAUUAUUUUAAACAGACAAACUUCCCCGUAUUUGAUGCCUGGGAAUUGCAUAAAUUCCAAUAUCUGGUUUUGAUUUCAGUCCCAUGUUCUCGUGAAUACCGUGGUUUGUCUGUGCCCCACUUCUGUCAAAGUGACGGAGAGAGCAGGUGCCUUCAUCGCAGCCAGAAAACGAAAGUGACGAGUAGCUGUCAUGCGCUUUUUAAAUGCCACCGUUUGAUUAGAGCACUUGAUUGGUCGGUCUCUUGCACGACAAUUGUCCGUAACUUUACAAUCAGCACCUGAAUAAACAUGCGCAGGACGCUAACAUUUGAGACUAGAUUCCACUCGCUGCAACUCUGUAACUUAUUGAGGGUGUGCAUUUUGAAGCACUUGACGUUGCUAUGCAUGAUCUGGUUAGUCCAGAGAACGUGCAGUCACUCCAAUAUAAACUGAAAUGUGCUGACACUUGACUCGGUUUUUCUUUCGACUUAGCUCCAACCCCAUUUAAAGGAGCUCUACCAUUGAUUGGUCAGGUCUAAACUUUGUCUUCGUUUAAUAAAACACAAUCUGCAAUACCUACAGCCAUCGUCAAAUCCCGUAACUUGAUGUUCGAGUAAUAAUGUUAGCUGGAGUGCUUGAUAAGAAAGGACUUGGCAGAUUUUCAUUUGUUGGCUCCUCAGUUGCUGUCGGUCACAGCCAUGUUUUGAUGAGGAACGAUUUCUGUUAGUUCCCCAGUCACUGCUUGCAACUCCCUCCUGUUAUUUUAACUAAUACGAAUGUACAAGUCUAAUAGCGGACACCAGUUACUUAAGAUUUUUAUAAGUAGCUUCUCUGUAUCCGUCGUCACACGUCACACGUAGCUAUUGUAGCCAUUUGUUCUUGUUUAAGGGGUGUCAUGUAAACCAGAAAUCCUUAAUAUAUUCCUUUUCACUGGAGCGUAACAGCGAUCAUAGUGUCAGAUAAAUCUCAUCUUUUGAGGUUGUGUGGCAAAUCGUAAGGGGACCAUCCACGACUGUCCCAUUUCCUGCUGAGAAACCCACCGCCCCUUUCAUUCUUAAUAUCAUUAAUUAUGGUUUUAUGUCUCUUUCUGUGGGGUUCUGUGUACUUAUCAGGCAAAUGUACCAUAAGGUUUGACUAGCUUUCAAAAGCCAAUAUUGUAUCGUGCGAGUUAUUUUCAUACUUUGAAUUUCCAAUGUGGUGAAUGAGGUUUGGGUGAGUCUGGUAUAUCCUUUAGCAUGUAAUAGUUUGUACAAAACAACAACAAAAACAGUUUAUUUUGUACAUACCUUGUUUGAUUCUUUACUGUGUUUGAUGUUCAGGCUGUAGCUGUCCUGAUUGUCUAGGGAGAAGACACAUGAGAAUAUUUAACACUUUCUUUAUGGAGAGGCAACAUGAAAAAAAAAAAUGUUUAUGGAUAAUUGGCCGAUCUGACAGACAGGCAACGUUUGUGCUUCUCAAAUUAAAAGUGAAUUAUAUUGUA